GCCCCCACGCGGUCCGGUCCGCUCCACGGAGUUUGUUGUCAUGCAGGACGCGCGCGUCUAAACCCCCCCCCCCCGGCGCUAUGGAGCUGUCCAACCUGUACGAGGUGGCGGCGCCGCGGCUCCCGGCGAGCCAGCACCACGCCUCCCCGGCGGACCCGGGCGGGGACAUCGGGGACACGGAGGCCUCCAUGGACCUGAGCGCCUACAUCGACACCUCCGCCCUGAACGACGAGUUCCUGGCCGACUUGUUCCAGAACUCUUCCCGCCACGACAGGCUCCGGCAGGUGAGCUGCGAGGUCGCCUACGAGCACGCGCACGCGCACUUAUACGGCGCCGAGCUCAAGCCGGAGCCCUACUACGAGCACGCGCCCGCGCGCGCCCGCCCCGCGGCCAUCAAGCAGGAGCCCCGCGACGAGGACGCGCCGCCGCCGCCGCCGCCGGCUUACCUGCACCACUACCCGCCGCCCCCGCCGCACCUGCAGUACCAGGUGGCGCACUGCGCGCAGACCGCCGUGCACCUCCAGCACCCGGGCCAGCCCACCCCGCCGCCCACGCCGGCGCCCAGUCCGCACCACUACGCCCCCACGCAGCAGCGUGGGGGCGGGAAGCCCAAGAAACACGUGGACAAGAACAGCCCGGAGUACCGGCUGCGGCGGGAGCGCAACAACGUGGCCGUGCGCAAAAGCCGCGACAAGGCCAAGCUGCGCAACAUGGAGACGCAGCAGAAGGUUCUGGAACUGAGCAGCGACAACGAGCGGCUGCGGCGCCGCGUGGAGCACCUGAGCCGCGAACUGGACGCCCUGCGGGGCAUCUUCAGGCAGCACCCCUCUGACGGGACCCGCUGAGGGGGUCAGUGAUCUAUGCCAGUGGUCCCCAACCACCGCUCGAUUGGUACCGGGCCGCAGAAGAAUUUUGUAUUCAUUUUUAUUAUUUUUAAAACAACAUAAACACACGAUACACUUACAAUUAGUGCACCAACCCAAAAAAAACUCCCUUUUUCCAGACAAAAACCUCACUUUUUCAUGACAAAGGGGAAAGAAAAAGAUAUAUAUAUAUAUUUACACCCCCCCCCCCCCCCCCCCCCUCGCCGGGCCGCGGGACAAAUUAUCAAGCGUUGAACGGUCGGCAGCUACAAAAAAAGGUUGGGGACCACUGAUCUAUGCAACACCACGGUGCCUUCCGGUCCCUUGACCUUUCACCUCCUGCCCUCUGACAUGAACUCCAAAAAAAAAAAUCGCAGAGAAAGGAUUUUUUUUUUAUCUACAUUUGUUGACAGUUAAUAUUCCUCUAUGACACAUGUAUAAAUGUAUAUGAUAUAUGAAUAAAGCAGCUUGUUUUA
Nerophis ophidion (straightnose pipefish) is the source of this 1339-nucleotide messenger RNA. RefSeq names its product CCAAT enhancer binding protein alpha (gene cebpa). Bases 81 to 845 code for a protein of 254 amino acids. Lineage: Eukaryota; Metazoa; Chordata; Actinopteri; Syngnathiformes; Syngnathidae. The record is from RefSeq and is a predicted model, not a curated record. Gene Ontology annotation, biological process: myeloid cell differentiation; DNA-templated transcription; regulation of transcription by RNA polymerase II. The transcript has a single exon. Gene Ontology annotation, molecular function: RNA polymerase II cis-regulatory region sequence-specific DNA binding; DNA-binding transcription factor activity, RNA polymerase II-specific.